UGUAGAUUCGUAAACGAGCUGAAGUUGGGAGAGAACUUCACAUAGGCUCGUCCGUCGAUCAUAUUUUCACGGAAAAUUUUUAUAAUUUUCUCAGCAGCGAUGAAAACCCACUCUCCUUGUCUAGUUUUCAUCUCAGUUCUUCUCUUUCUUCUUCCAAUUCUAACAACAUAUACCGAAGCCGAGGUUAUAACCCUAACCGCUGACACCUUCUCCGACAAGGUGAAGGAGAAAGACACGGCAUGGUUUGUGAAAUUUUGUGUGCCAUGGUGUAAGCAUUGUAAGAACUUGGGUACAUUGUGGGAGGACCUUGGGAAGACAAUGGAAGGUGAAGACGAAAUAGAGGUUGGGGAGGUUGAUUGUAGUACGAGUAAACCAGUAUGUUCAAAAGUUGACAUUCAUUCGUAUCCUACGUUUAAAGUAUUCUAUGAUGGUGAAGAAGUUGCAAAAUAUCAAGGGCCGAGGGAUGUUGACUCACUAAAGAAGUUUGUCUUGGAAGAAGCUGAAAAGGCAGCAACAAAGGCACAGCUUGACAGUGAUAAGGAGUUGUAGAUCAGAUGUGACUUGCGUGUUGAACCAGCAGUAGCGCACAUUGCGACAGACAUCAUCUCAGCUUCGGUAUUUUGGUUCGGGCACAACAAUUUUGAAUCGGGAUCACAACUCCAGCGAGGCAGAUAUCAACCACAACCGAUACGUACGUGGGCAAGAGCAGCUUGUAUUCAUCAAUGAAAUUUAAAUACUACGUAAAUUUCUCACAGGAUAUUUUGUUUGGAUGUUCGUUAGGUUGGUGGGAUUGUCCAUGUUUAAGUUGUUGCAGAUUUAAAUUGAACACGAAUGUUCGGAUUUAUAAGAUGUUUCAAUUGCGCAA
Messenger RNA from Malus domestica (apple), 865 nucleotides. RefSeq names its product protein disulfide-isomerase 5-1. Gene Ontology annotation, biological process: protein folding. Gene Ontology annotation, molecular function: protein disulfide isomerase activity. The record is from RefSeq and is a predicted model, not a curated record. Gene Ontology annotation, cellular component: endoplasmic reticulum. Lineage: Eukaryota; Viridiplantae; Streptophyta; Magnoliopsida; Rosales; Rosaceae.